This is a messenger RNA of Mollisia scopiformis, 3435 nucleotides long. RefSeq names its product putative T-complex protein 11-like protein 1. The record is from RefSeq and is a predicted model, not a curated record. The transcript is spliced from 2 exons. Lineage: Eukaryota; Fungi; Ascomycota; Leotiomycetes; Helotiales; Mollisiaceae. The coding region runs from base 431 to 3340 and encodes 969 amino acids.
UAUAAAAUGAUUCUGGCUGCUUCUUUUUUGCCUUAUGCUGCUGUGUCAUCUCUUGUAAGGUUAAACGAAACCGGCUAGACUCAACUGUCCCGCAACCAGCUCUUGAUCCUGCCGCAAGCUUGACCUUGACUCGAACUUCUUACGACAUCCUUCACUCCAACACCAACCUCCUCCAUUUCUGCCUUUGACUUCUUGUCGCAUUCCUUUCUGUACAGAGUCGAGGGUAUUUGCUUGCCUUCUUGCAAACUUCAUUGACUGUUCUUCGACCCCAUUUUGCAAUCCGCAACAGACGGACCUACAUUCAUUACAACCUCACAACAUCCAAACACUAGAUAGCGUCAUUGUCCGACUACCGCAAGUAGAAUACAAACAACACUUCUUACCAACACAUAUUCUAUUCUUCCUCCCCCUUUCGUGCCUCAUAACAUUCAUGAUGCGACGCGCUUCAGACGACCUCAGCGACCCGGAUCGCAACCUGGCCGAGUCAACAGGUCAUCCAGCGCCAGACAUCCCCGAAGAUGGCGACUUGGACUUGAUUACAGAAGAAUCGAACGACCUUCGAAUACACACUCCCCCUCCUCGAAUCGCAGCGCGCUUCUACCGUCCCUCGACAAACCGCCGCAAGUCUUCCGCCGCGUCCUCCCGCCGCAAUUCAAUCUCGUCAGCACAUUCGCAUCAGUCGCAUAACUCGGCCCGCCCUGGCGGGGUACAGAGUAAUUAUAUCGCACAGCACCUGCGUCGUGCUUCUAUUAUCGAAGACCGGAAAGCGAGGUUGGCGGAUCGAGCAGCACAUGCGGAGAAGGUCAGACUGAGGGCUGCUCUUGCGAAGGCGGCCCCGAGAAGCACUACAAACAGUGAAGAGCGGGCAUUGGCUGCGCAACAGGCUCGAGAGAAGAACCUUGCGGAAAUCGUGGCAGCAUGUGCCGAAGAAGUAAAGAGAGCGAAGGGGAUUGCGGAGAGCAUGAAGGAGAAGAGAGAGGCUGAUGGGAAGAAGCUCCGGAGAGAAAUGGAAGAGAAGCUUGCUGAGGCCGAGCGAAGAAGAGAAGAAAUCUUACAGAGGAAUAACAAGAGAGGACGGUCCUUGAGUCAGCCUAGGAAGAGCAGUUCGCCGAUGCCAGCCAUUCGUGAAACCAUCAGCGAGGCGACUGCCGCUUCUCGUAUUCAGCAGAAGUGGAGGAUACACCAAAAGUGGAAGGCUUUGAAGGAUUUUGCUGCGCUGGGUCUCACAAUUGACAGCGUCCGUGAAAUCUCGUUCGAGGCCGUGGUUGAUCUACUGGCUCAAGAAAGAGUCCUAGUGUCUACCGCCCAAAUUCUCCGAAUCUGCGGUCUGAAAGAGGGGGAGACUGGCUCGGUCAAUGAGAUGACAGCUGUCCGGACUUUCCUCAGUGCAUUUCUUAUUCUUGGACACCCGACCCAAGUCCUCAGUAGUAAAGGGGACAAUGGGGAGCAGCAGCAGGACCUUGUAGCCAAGGCCCGGGAUUUGCUCAUUUCUUUUGAGAAUGUCUUGUCAAGGUUGAAUGCCGCGAACAAUUAUACUCCUCCUCCGGGACAGCUUUCCAGCCUGUCAGAAGUAUACGCUGCUUUCUUCAACGCGUUUAUUGCAUGGAAAGCUCGAGACUCGAGCACUCUCAUCGAUAUGAUGGUGCUACAGUUUGUUGAGCUAGACUCAAUAUGGCAGUCUGUCAAGGACAGUACUGAGGAGGCCGUCACCGAUUCAUACCGCGAUGGCAUUCGAGAGAACCAGCUUAAGCUCAUGGUCAGGAUCAAACGACUUGCCGGUGCACAAGAAGGGAAGAAGUUGAUCACAAAUGCAAUUCGAGAAGCCCGAAAGGCGAGAGUCAUAAAGAAGCCUACUGGAGAUUCUCGUCCUCGAGCAGCCGGUUCACCACCGACUGAUGCACCAGCUCUCGUGGAUCUUACCGCAACCAAGCAAACCGUCACAUCUCAUCUGCAGACAUUAACGCCACCAGCUACACCACGCAAAUCGCAACAUUCUCAUGCCGACGAGCUUCGCAUUGCUAGACCUUUACUACCACCAAACAGAAUCGUCACCCAUGAAAUCGCCAUCAAUCGCGAGUAUCGUAUUGAGGAAGAGGCACUUGAGGAGAAAAGUGCUAUCAUGCAAACUGUGUUCAACAGCAUGCGCCAAGAUGUGGCUGCAGGGAAUAGCGAUCCCUGGAUUCUUGCUAUGGCCGAAAACAUCAGAUCUCGCUUACAGCAGCUCUUGAAAGAAGGCAACUCGAUGCAUACACUGAUUGGUGAAGCUUUGGACAACGACGUAGUGGCUCGUGAGCUUCAAGGUGGCUCUUUUUCUUAUGAGAAGUUCUUCUCCUUCAUGGCUGGUCUCCUGCCUCGCCUAUGUGCCCCUUUCAGAGACGAAGAGAUCAAAGAUAUCGUGGAGAAUAAGAUGCAAACUGGUGAUGUGGUCGACCGGCUACAAGCCUUGAUGCACGGAAUUGAGCUCAUGCAACUCGAUUAUGCCAACUUUAUGCUUCAACAAGCAUCAUCUACACUCGUCAAGAAUGCUGUAGGAUACGAAACAGCUUCGUUUGGGCAGUUCUUGGAAGAGACGUCGAGCGAACUGUUAGCAACUGAGAUCGCAUGGCGAGAAGCCAGAACGAAAGUUCUGGCUGAAGCAGCAAGACGAGAUCCGGAGAAUGUCAAUCUGGUGAGAAGCAGACCAACACCGGAAAAGAUCUACACACAAAUGCUGGUAGACGUCUUCACAUCCCUCGACACAACUAUUGCGAUUCCGGAAACUUUGCUGCUCGAUUCCAAGCGCAUCACUCGAAUUAGAACAGAUCUUCUCCGUAUUGUCACCGCCGGCGCCAUCUUGCUUCAAUGCAAGAACCUCCUCAAGCGCGAUGUCCGUAGCCAGUGGAAGGUGGAAGCGAACCGAGUCAUCACCGUCCUGGAAAAUUCCAAGAGUCCAGAGCAAGCGGGUCAGGGCAUCCAGGCCGCUCUUGAGUCCUCACGGUCCAUGCCUGCGGCAACCAAGAAUCACAUUAGAGAGCUCGUAUCUCGUAUUGUAACAGCUUCUGCUUCGAUUUCCACUGGCACAACAGAAUUACGGGAUCCGGUCAUGAGACUUCUGAUGACUAGACUUCGUGGACAUAUCUUUGCACGCCUGGCAGCGACUACGGAGAAAGAGAAGGUCAAGAGCGCAAGUACAGCCAGCGAAGACCUUGCUGGAAAGGGAUUACCUGAAUUUGUGCACAAAGUCGGAGCAAUCGUGGAGGAGGUUUCCAAAGUUGGAAGUCUGGAUCGCGAGAGUCAUGGCGUUUGGUACGAAGUCGUCGCUAAGAAAGUCGAGGAGAAUGAGACGAGCGCAAGUGUCUAAAUGAGUGCGUGGUACGAUAUGGGUAUUUCAUAUUCUUGAAUGUCCUCUGAUGGCUUGGGACUUUGGCUUCGGCAUUCUUUUACUGGGCAUGGCGU